This is a messenger RNA of Mastomys coucha (southern multimammate mouse), 3222 nucleotides long. RefSeq names its product TWIST neighbor (gene Polr1f). Gene Ontology annotation, cellular component: RNA polymerase I complex. Bases 38 to 1006 code for a protein of 322 amino acids. Lineage: Eukaryota; Metazoa; Chordata; Mammalia; Rodentia; Muridae. The record is from RefSeq and is a predicted model, not a curated record. The transcript is spliced from 4 exons. Gene Ontology annotation, biological process: DNA-templated transcription initiation; DNA-templated transcription.
UCAUCCGUGCGCGCCCCGAAGCACCCUGACAAGCCGCAUGGCUGCGGGCUCUGUUGAGUCUCAGCGGCCCAAGGCGGCCUCCGAGAGGCCCGUGGCGGGUCAGAUCGGGUUUCUGCCCUGCCUGGAGCUGCCGAGCUACGCCGCGGCGUGUGCGCUGGUGAGCAGCCGCUAUUCCUGCUUGGUGGCCGCCCCGCACCGCAGGCACAUCGCCCUGUCGCCCCGCUACCUGAGCCGGAAGCGCACGGGCAUCCGCGAGCAGCUGGACGCCGAGCUCCUGCGCUACUCCGAGAGCCUUUUAGGUGUUCCUAUUGCAUAUGAUAACAUCAGAGUUGUGGGUGAACUGGGAGAUAUUUAUGAUGAUCAAGGACACAUUCAUCUUAACAUUGAAGCAGAUUUUGUUAUUUUCUGCCCUGAACCAGGGCAGAAGUUAAUGGGCACAGUUAAUAAAGUGUCUUCUAGCCAUAUUGGCUGUUUAGUACAUGGAUGCUUUAAUGCCUCUAUCCCUAAACCUGAGCACAUGUCAUAUGAGGAGUGGCAAACAUUGGAGAUACAUGUAGGGGAUGAACUGGAAUUUGAUGUAUUUCGCUUAGAUUCAGAUUCUGCUGGAGUAUUCUGCAUUCGAGGAAAACUAAAUACCACAAGUUUACAACUUAAGAGCUCUGUAGUUUCUGAAGAUGUAGCGGAAACUGUCGUUGAAGAGGUGGUUGAAAAAAUUCCAAAGAAGAAAAAGAAGAAAAAAGACAAAGACACAGAAACAUGUGAAACAGUUGACAGUGGUGCAGCGGCAGCAGAUGUUACAGAUGUCACUCCAAAGGAAGAGACAGACGUACCGUGUAGUGAUAAUGUGAAUGACUUCUUUGAGGAAGAGCCAAAGAAGAAGAAAAAGAAGAAGAAAAGGCACCAGGAAGAGCAGGACCCCAUUUUCCAAGCCAGUGACUCCAGUGGCUACCAGAGUGACCAUAAGAAGAAGAAGAAGAAAAGGAAGCACAGUGAAGAGACUGGCUGAGACACCUAGGAAGGGACAGUGACAGUCUUUUCUGUUGUUAACAUAGUCGGGUACACAGAUGAAUAGAUAUCUUGAAUGGUAGGAAAUGCUAAUGGGACGUUCACAAACAAAUACUUGAUUGGUAGGGUUUUGUACUGAAAUCAUACAACUGACUUUAUACAUUUUGUAUAAUACUAGUAUUUUUAAAGUAUUAUUACAGUUCAGUGGAAAAUGUUAACAAAUGCUUUCACUCUUGACUCAUAUUGUUAAUGCUCUACAUAAAAUUUUAGAUUCUCAACAUAUGCCAAAGAACUUUAUAAUACUUUUUUUUCUGAUAAUAAAUUUUGUCUUUAGAACAUUUUUUCUAAAAGCUUAAUACAUUUACCAGGUUUAAAUUUUCCUUAAACAGUAUUUCUAUUUUAUUUAAAAUGUAUAGCUAAAAAAGAUGAUCUAGAACUCUUAUAUACCCUGUGGCUAACUGUUGAGUGUAUGGUAGGCAGAAAACUCAUUGUUCCCUCCCAGAGGGUGUGUGUGUGCAUGUGUUCUUGAAUUCUGAGACUGUAAAAACUAGGAAACUGCUAGUUUUUACUUUGUGUUUCAUUAGUCUUUAUUUCAUUUCAUUAUAUAUGGAUCAUGAGCAAGAUGAAGAAAGGAUAAAUAUGGUUCUUGCUAGUUGAAAAUCUCUACUAAGUUUUUAAUGAUUAGGGGUAGUCCCUAAAUUUGCUUUGAGGAGGAGCUCCACAAUCAUUGCUUUUAUUGAUAAAAAUGUGAAUGUUAGUCUAACCAGAAGGUGGCAAUGAGGAUAAGCUGGUUGAGACUCAUAAUCAGUCCAUAGCCAGGCAUUUACAGGCACUUAAUAUCUGUAAUGUAUUUUAUUGAGGCCAAAGGAUAGAAAGUCAAUCAAGAUAGUGUAGUUCCUUCCUUCAUGAAGCAACAUGGGAGAAACACUUGUGUGCACACAGCCUAAGUGAGGACAUAAAACAGUAUUUGUAGCAAAUACCAUGAAGAAAACAUUAACCACUCUUUAGUUAGUAUCUGGAAAUGUACAGGGGUAGGGUUGAACUUUCCAUGUCAGUCAUUGCUGUUGUUACUGACUGGCAGACAGUGUGAUCAUCAGCUUAAUGUUUGAUAAGGAGUGAAUUUCGGCAACCAUGUUUCUUGAUUUAAUCUAUGGUAUAUAGAGCAUCAGGAAUGGCAGCAAUUUAGUAUGUACAGGUAGAUAUAAUUGGCAGAGGAAAGGUAUAAACCAGCAUCUUGCACUCAGGAUACUUGAAAUAUUUAGGUGGCUUUCAGUGUCUUCUUAAAUCAUGACUAUUCCAAAUUGACAUGUGUUGUCUGUCAGUAUAAAAUAUGAGAUUUUAAAUUAAAGAUCUUAAAAAAAAUACAAAGACUACCCCAAUUCAGUUGUCUUUCCCUCCUCUUACCUCAUCCCUCCUGUUCCCGUACCUACCCACUCCUCCCUCCAGCCACCCUUGAUGUCUCUUAAAAAACUGGCUAUAGACCUAAACAGAAUUCUUGGCAGGAAUUUCUAAUGGAGGAGAAGCACUUAAAGAGAUGUUCAGCAUCCUUUGUCAUCAAGGAAUUGUAAAUCAAAACAACUCUGAAAUUCCAUCUUACACCAACCAAUCAAAAUGGCUGAGAUAAAAAACUCAAGCAACAGCUCAUGCCAACGAGGAUGUGGAUCCAGGGGACUCCAUUGCUGGUAGGAGUCCAAACUUGUUCAACUGCUUUGGAAGUUUCUCAGAAAACUGGGAAUAGAUCUACCUCAAGCCACAGCUCUGGGGCAUAUACCCAAAAGAACCUCUACUGUACCACAAAGACAUUUGCUCAGCUGUGUUCAUAGCAACUUUAUUCAUAAUAGCUACAAACUGGAAACAACCCAUAUACUUCCAUUGGAAGAAUACAUAAAGAAAGUAUAGUUCAUUUACACGAUGGAAUAGUACUCAGUUCUUAAAAACAAUGACACUAUGAAAUUUGCUGGCAAAUAGAACUAGAAAAGAUCAUCCUGAGUGAUGUAACCCGGACCCAGAAAGAUAAACAUGGUACGUACUCACUUGCAAGUGGAUUUUAGUCAUGAAGUACAGGAUAGCUGCUAUAAACCACAGACCCAAAGAAGCUAAGUAGCAAGGAGGGCCUGAGGGGAGAUUCUUGAAUCUCAUUAAGAAGGGGAAAUAGAAAAUUUAACUCUUUUUGCUUAACAUUUUUGCUAUGGUGAUUUAAGUAAAAUAUUAAUUUUA